This is a messenger RNA of Colletotrichum paranaense, 2307 nucleotides long. RefSeq lists its product as uncharacterized. The transcript has 9 exons. NCBI's taxonomy places the organism in Eukaryota, Fungi, Ascomycota, Sordariomycetes, Glomerellales, Glomerellaceae. Gene Ontology annotation, molecular function: DNA binding; zinc ion binding. The coding region runs from base 1 to 2307 and encodes 768 amino acids. The record is from RefSeq and is a predicted model, not a curated record. Gene Ontology annotation, biological process: DNA-templated transcription.
AUGGAUUUGGGAUCCCAUGCGUCACCGAGGCGCCUGUCAAUGAGCAGCAGACACGGCGUAAGUCGCGAAGCGGCCAAGACCAUUUCGGCGAGGAUUCAAGAUCUCCAGGAGAGACUGGCACGGUAUGAAGGCCAGGGGUUCAGUCUCGGACCGACGCUAUCUCGAGACAGUGAGACUAUCAGAGUUCAAACCACUCAAGGAGCGUCGCCAGACCGGCCACCGACGAGGGCGACGGCGCAGACACCCACGGAUAACGCCACGCAGGUAAAUGCUGCCUCGACGCUUCUGGGAUUAGCCCUGGAUCAACUCACGUCACCGACGCCGACCAAUCCAACAUCUGGAGGCCAUGGUAACAACCAUGUUGCAUCAUCUCCUGGCUCCGCCAUCGCGGCCGACUCGUCACUUAGCUCAAGCCACACCUUUGGCUCACGACUGCAAAACCUCUUGGAGCAUCCGCGUCUAGGCCGCCGAGAACCAAUGCAACCACCCGCCCGCUCCCUCUCCCAAACGACGACCCUAAAGCCCCUCGACGAUGGCCCCGCCGGCGUUGGAGGCAUCACCCUGCCCUCGGAAGACGAAGCCCGCCGUCUCUUCGAGAGCAUGACCUUCUUCAUCGGGUAUACACAGCACCACAUCGACACGCGCGAGUUCUCGGACCGCCUCGCCUUCUUCUACGCGAAUUUGGCUGAUACAUCACAGGCUGUAUCACAGGCGCAGAUGCCGUGGUAUCUAGAGAUGCUACUUGUUUUUGCCAUUGGAAAGCUGUUCUCGGGCGGCUUCGACGGGGAGGAGAAGGGCGGGGGCUCGCCGGUUCCCGGGGCUAGCAUGUUUGCGCACGUGCAGGCUCGGUUGCCGAGCUUGAGCGAGCUGUACGGGCUGGGCAAACUGGGGAUCGAGAUUCAUGCUUUGGCGGCGGUGUAUUUGCAGAAUGCGAAUCGGAAAGAGGAGGCAUAUCUUUAUAUCAGCUCAGCCCUUCGACUGGCGACAACGCAUGGGUAUCAUCGCAAGUCGGGGACGCAACACUUGUUACAGUCGGAGAAGGUGCAUUUGAACCGUCUCUGGUGGACUGUGUAUAUGCAAGAGAGACGACUGGCGGCAGCAACUGGCAACCCUGCCGGGAUUCUGGACGAUGUUAUCGAAAUCGAUAUGCCGACGGACUCCCCAGGUUUCCCACCGGCGCUUCCUCUGCGAACCAAUAUUAAAAUCGCAAAGGUUACCGGAAGAAUCCUAUCAACGAUUUAUGGACCAGGGAACCACCCGGAAGAGACGUUCGUUCCAAACGUGCAGGAAAUUGUCCAGUCGUUAUACUGGAUUGCCAAGGAGAUCCCGGGCGAGUUCUCGCCCAAGCUGUCUGAUAUGCCAUCCAUGGAAGGAGACGUCUCUUUGAGAACAUCGGCGUAUCUCCACAUGAUGCUAUAUCAGGCGAUUCUCUUGACGAUACGGCCUGUGAUGCUCCACGUCUCGAAACUGAUCUUUGACGAGGAAAGUGGAGGAAGUCUAAGCUUGGGGUCCUCGCCACUUGGGAGAUUGAGUCGAACGUGUUCAGAAGCGGCCCGUCGACUGUUAGAGGUUCUGAUGCUGUUACGGAAGAGGAACAUCCUAACAACCUUUGGCUUCUUCGAUCUCGACGCCAUCUUUUCGGCUGCUUUCAUCAUGAUCCUGACGAUGACGAUCGACUCGACCUGCGAGGAGAGCCAGAAAUUGGCACCCAGCCCAGGAUUAUCAGAGGCACUAGAGAUACUCGAUUACCUGGUAGGCCGCGGCAAUGAGUUCGCGCUCCAGCGAGCUCGAGAAGUCAGGCGAAUGCGAGACCAUCUGUCGACGUUUCUGGACAUUCCCAAGAACAGCCCAAGCGAGUUUCGUUCAUAUCCCUCAGUGGCUACAGGGUCAGGGCCUAGCGGUGGGCAGCAGUCGCCCGCAACGAUGGCGGUGUCUACGUCGUCGGAGGAUAAAGGUGCCGGCGAGGAUGCUAGAGCACGUCAGCAGAGCUUCAGAGAUAUGACGAUGCGGGGUUCGGUCGAGAGAGGGGGCCUGACGCCGUCGGGGGGUAGCAGGGCGAGCCAACUGGGAUCGCGGAGUCUGCUGGACUCGAGUUUGUGGAACGAUAUCUCGUAUCUUUGGAUGCAGCCCGCCCCAGGAGUCGAGGAUGCACAGGCGUUUGAGCAAGCGGAAGGGAUGGCUGAUUUGUUGCCCGAAGAUGCGUAUAAUUGGAACUCGAUCUACCACAACCAGGAUCUAGCCCUGACUGGUCAAGAUCUUGGGGAUUUUGGAGAGUUGGAGAGACACAUUCUAGGGUUUGGCGGAUGA